Rhodamnia argentea is the source of this 617-nucleotide messenger RNA. RefSeq names its product hydrophobic protein RCI2B-like. The record is from RefSeq and is a predicted model, not a curated record. The transcript is spliced from 3 exons. Bases 181 to 357 code for a protein of 58 amino acids. Gene Ontology annotation, cellular component: membrane. NCBI's taxonomy places the organism in Eukaryota, Viridiplantae, Streptophyta, Magnoliopsida, Myrtales, Myrtaceae.
CAGCGAAAUAUCCCUCGAAUAUCUCUCUCCCCUCUUCGAUUUUCUUCGCUCUGCCGUUUCUUCCAAGCUCGUCCAAUUAGGGCUUUUGCAGAGAGCAAAUCGGCUCCUCCUUUCUUCGCUAGGUAAAGAGAGAGAGAGAGAGAGAGAGAGAGAGCAGAAGAAGAAAGAAAGAGAGCAGAAAUGGCCGACGAGAGCACGAUGAACUGCAUCGACAUUAUCCUCGCCAUCAUCUUGCCUCCUCUCGGCGUCUUCCUCAAGUUUGGCUGCAAGGUGGAGUUCUGGAUCUGUCUGAUACUCACGCUCUUUGGCUGGAUUCCUGGCAUCAUCUAUGCCGUCUAUGCCAUCACCAAGAACUGAACUUGAUCGAGUGGCGACACGUGGGGAGGCUAGCGAGCCCUCCAUCCAACGGUCGCAGAUUUUCGAAUGCUCUUCGUAUUAAAUGUUUGUCAUUAGUUGUCCAAUAGCGUGGUGUUGUGAACGGUUUGUAUUUGGUGGAUUCAAUUUCUUUGUGUAAAGUGACGUGGCACUGUUUGGUUGACGUGGUUGUAUCCGAUUGUCGGCAGAUCUUUUUAUUCUUUUCUUUUGGUUUUAACUUUAAUCUCAUUUCUUUAAUUAAU